Arabis nemorensis is the source of this 1416-nucleotide messenger RNA. Lineage: Eukaryota; Viridiplantae; Streptophyta; Magnoliopsida; Brassicales; Brassicaceae. The record is from the annotation of a GenBank genome assembly.
AUGGAUUUUCUCGCAGCUUUCAUCUUCCUUGUCCUUGUUUCGCCCAUUUCACUCUCAGAGUCUGGUUCCAUCGGCGUAAACUACGGCCGAAUCUCCGACGAGCUCCCUUCCGCUGUUAAAGUAGUACAGCUACUAAAAUCUCAAGGAAUCGACCGGGUCAAGAUCUUCGAUGCUGACCCGGCUGUUCUCAAAGCUUUAUCCGGAUCUGGGAUCCGAGUCACGGUGGAUCUCCCAAACGAAAUCCUCUUCUCCGCCGCGAAACGAGCUUCCUUCGCCGCUACAUGGGUCAAACGCAAUGUAGCCGCAUACCAUCCUUCGACACAGAUCGAGUCAAUCGCAGUGGGCAAUGAAGUCUUCGUCGACACACACAACACCACAAGUUUCCUAAUCCCGGCUAUGAGAAACAUUCACAAAGCUCUCGUCAGUUACAAUCUCCACUCCGCCAUUAAAAUCUCCUCGCCUCUCGCUCUAAGCGCUCUCCAGAACUCUUACCCUUCUUCCUCCGGAUCUUUCCGACCGGAACUUGUCGACCUCGUCAUUAAACCAAUGUUGGAUUUCCUGCGCGAAAGCGGGUCGCGACUCAUGAUCAACGUUUACCCAUUCUUCGCCUACGAAGGGAACUCCGACGUCAUUCCCCUCGACUACGCCUUGCUCAGAGAGAAUCCGGGAAUGGUGGAUUCCGGUAACGGUCUGAGGUACUUCAAUCUCUUCGACGCUCAGAUCGACGCCGUUUUCGCCGCAAUGUCGGCUUUGAAGUACGACGACAUCGAGAUCGUCGUGACGGAAACUGGCUGGCCGUCGAAAGGAGACGAGAACGAGGUCGGAGCUACCUUGGCGAACGCCGCGUCUUACAACGGAAACCUCAUCCGUCGGAUCUUGACCGGAGGUGGGACCCCUUUAAGACCCAAAGCAGAUCUGACGGUCUAUCUCUUCGCUCUCUUCAACGAGAACAAGAAAACGGGUCCCACGUCGGAAAGGAACUACGGUCUCUUCUUCCCGGACGAGAAGAAAGUGUACGACAUUCCCUUCACCACCGAAGGGCUGAAACAUUACCGUGACGGUGGUCAUCCUCCGACGACCGGAGACCAGCAUGUGAAGCCACCGAAAAGCAGCGGCGGCGUUUCGAAGAGCUUGACGGGGAGUUCGUGGUGUGUGGCGAACGGAGAUGCGGGGAAGGAACGGCUACAGGGAGGUCUAGAUUACGCUUGCGGUGAGGGAGGUGCUGAUUGCCGUUCGAUUCAGCCAGGUGCUACGUGUUACAGCCCCGACACGCUCGAGGCGCACGCUUCCUUUGCCUUCAACAGUUACUACCAGAAGAAAGGACGCCUCGCCGGCAGCUGUUACUUCGGCGGCGCCGCCUACGUCGUCAGCCAGCCACCGAAGUACGGUAGAUGCGAGUUUCCGACAGGAUACUAA